Messenger RNA from Arabidopsis thaliana (thale cress), 2155 nucleotides. Its product is annotated as U-box domain-containing protein. Gene Ontology annotation, biological process: protein ubiquitination. NCBI's taxonomy places the organism in Eukaryota, Viridiplantae, Streptophyta, Magnoliopsida, Brassicales, Brassicaceae. Bases 639 to 1775 code for a protein of 378 amino acids. The record is from RefSeq and is marked reviewed. Gene Ontology annotation, molecular function: ubiquitin protein ligase activity; ubiquitin-protein transferase activity. The transcript is spliced from 5 exons.
GUGAUUUUUAAUGAACUCUUAAAAUUCUUGUGAUUAAUCUUACUUAAUUAGCAGUGGGGUCAGGUCGUUUUGGCGGCUAGUGGCAUAACUGUAUAAAAAUUCAGGAUUGCACUGAGGUAAGCCAACCUAACGCAGCCUUUAAAGACACCAACCUGGAAAAUGCUGAGAGUAUUCUUCAGGAUUUUCUCAAAAGUCUUGUGAAAUUCGUGUAUUUGUGUCAAUAUGUCGACAUUUCUCUUCAUACACAGAUACUGUCGCUUUUGAUUCCUGGUUUGGCUUGUUGAAAGUCAAAAAGCCUUCAUUAUUUUAAUACAUGAUUCAGCUUCUGCGUUAAGGCUAGGUUUCGUCAUUGGUACCGUGGUUGACUUCGUGUGCAUGUUAUAACAUAAGAAAAUGUUCUUGCUUGUUGAUUGCUCCCUCUGUUAGAUAAGUCAUCUCUUUUCUCGUAUUGCAAAUUUUAAGUUUGUUCUUGUUUAUUCUCUUGAGUGAAUUAGAGGUAUGUUUUGAGUGUUCUCAUAUGGAGUGUGUUGGAGAUAGGAGCUUCGAUCCAAGCAAAGGGGAAAAGUGUUGGCUUCAUGAGGCUUCGAUGCAGCCUUAAACGCUAAAAUCCAGGCCAAGCAAGAUGGAGAUAGAGAGAGAUGAUGGGCAAAUCAGGUUCGCAGCAGCUGCUGAUGGAUGAGAAGAUAUAUGUUGCAGUGGGGAGUGACUUGGGGAACAAGUCCACUCUUGUUUGGGCGAUACAGAACACUGGAGGCAAGGAGUUCUGUAUCGUCCACGUUCACCAGCCACUCUACAGAAAAGAAAAGGAAAAGACACAAAAGAUCCUGGACAAAUACCUACAAAAAUGCAGGCAAAUGCAGGUCUGUGCUGAGAUGAUACACAUUAAAAUGGAGUCGGUAGAGAAAGGGAUCAUCCAAUUGAUCUCAGAGCGCAAUGUCAAGAAGCUCGUCAUGGGAGCUGCGUCAGACACACGCUAUUCAAUGAGGAUGGCAGAUCUGUUGUCCACGAAAGCCAUUUACAUUCGUCAAGAAGCGCCUGCUACUUGUUGUAUAUGGUUUACUUGCAAAGGAUACCUGGUAUAUAAAAGGGAAUCUAUCAUGGGCAACACCUCUCUAGAGUAUGCAUCUACAAGUUCUGGUCAAGAUUCAGUCCGUUCACGAGGAUCUGUUAUACCUUCGCGCCAAUUCACGAUAUCUAGAGGAAAUGGAAAUGUGUAUCAGUUAGCUGUCUUUGAAGCUGAGAAAUCGAAAAAAGAAGCAAGCUUGGAGGCUUUCAAGCAUCAAGAAGUUGUAAAAGAGAAAAAUGAAGCAAUCAAAAGGGGUAAAGAAUGGGAAAGUGCCUAUUUGGAGGAGUUGAAACAAAGGAAAGAAACAGAGAUGGAGCUGAAGAAAGUGAGAGAAAAACUCGAAAAGAUGAGGUAUAUAUCUGAGAACCGAAUAACCGAGUCUUAUAUGUUGGUACAAAAGCUGCAAGACAAGUAUAACUUGGCAACGAAAGUGUUGAGAAAAGCCAAGGAAGAACGAGAUUUAUUGAUUAAAGGACGCGACAUAGCAAUUAUAGAAGUAGAGGAGCUAAGAAAAGAGGUCUCUCGAUCUGAUGAGCACCGUGAAGCUCCUCAGUACUUCAUCUGUCCCAUUUCACUGGUAAAUAAAAAAGUCAAUAUGGAGAGAAACAGAAGAUUGUAUCGAAUCAGUUCACAAAUUAAAACCUUUGUUUUCAAUGUUUCAGGAAGUGAUGAAGGAUCCACAACUAGCAGCAGAUGGAUUUACAUAUGAAGCAGAAGCCAUAAGUACAUGGCUUCAGGGAGGACAUGAGACUUCCCCAAUGACAAACACGAAGCUUCAUCAUACAAAGUUAGUUCCAAAUCUUGCUCUUCGAUCUGCAAUCCAGGAAUGGCUUCACGCUUCAUCCUCUUUUAGAAAGUGAACAGAAAUAAAAUCACACUAAAUAUAUAUUCUUAAGCAUUUGCUUCAACGAACACGUCUACUUGUACUUUAUAUUAAACCCAUGUAAUGAAAAACCUUUUCUUCAUUUUUCUCUCCAUUUUCUAUUUAUUUUCUUAGUAAUACAAUCUGACCAUAUGUAUUACGUUGAAAACAGCCAAUUAACGAAAUAAAAUAUGAAAAGAUACUAAAUCCCAUUUGUUAAUUGACUU